AUGGAUGUUCGGGAAGGAACAUUCCAAGAUUUUAUGACCGCAUUUAAAGUGAUAUUUAACGAGAAUGGAUCUGCCAACAGAAUGGAGGCAUACGUUAGUCUCAAAAACCUCUCAUCCUGGACUAUCUCGGAGUACUGCGCGCGGUUGGAACAGCUAACGAGGGCAGCCUAUCCAGAAUCGGCGGAAAGAGAACUCUCCAUGUUGCAUACCGGAGAGCUAAUUGCACAAUUCCCUGAAUGA
Cylicostephanus goldi is the source of this 240-nucleotide messenger RNA. The record is from the annotation of a GenBank genome assembly. Lineage: Eukaryota; Metazoa; Nematoda; Chromadorea; Rhabditida; Strongylidae.